Messenger RNA from Impatiens glandulifera, 1040 nucleotides. RefSeq names its product caffeoyl-CoA O-methyltransferase 5-like. NCBI's taxonomy places the organism in Eukaryota, Viridiplantae, Streptophyta, Magnoliopsida, Ericales, Balsaminaceae. The record is from RefSeq and is a predicted model, not a curated record. Gene Ontology annotation, molecular function: O-methyltransferase activity; S-adenosylmethionine-dependent methyltransferase activity. The transcript has 3 exons. Bases 97 to 825 code for a protein of 242 amino acids.
CAUUUUCCUCAGGAGCUCUUCUAACUAUCUAUCUAUCGGAUCUGUAAAAAUAGUUUUUCCGGCGAAACCCUAAACCAAAAACCAGACAUCAAUCAGAUGGCGGACAACGGCGAAACCAUGAGGCAUCAAGAAGUGGGCCACAAGAGCCUUCUUCAAAGCGAUGCUCUUUACCAGUAUAUACUCGAUACCAGUGUCUACCCUAGAGAACCUGAAUCCAUGAAAGAACUCAGGGAGAUCACUGCUAAACAUCCAUGGAACCUAAUGACCACCUCUGCAGACGAGGGUCAGUUUCUUAGCAUGCUUUUGAAGCUGAUCAAUGCCAAGAACACCAUGGAAAUCGGUGUUUACACCGGCUAUUCUCUUCUCGCCACCGCCCUCGCCAUUCCCGACGAUGGAAAGAUUCUGGCAAUGGACAUAAACAGAGAGAACUACGAAUUGGGUUUGCCUGUAAUUGAGAAGGCCGGGGUGGCACACAAGAUUGAUUUCAAAGAGGGACCGGCUUUGCCUGUUCUUGACGAGAUGUUGAAAGAUGAAAAGAAUCAUGGAAGCUUCGAUUUCAUAUUUGUUGAUGCGGACAAGGACAACUACAUCAAUUACCACAAGCGGUUGAUCGAUCUGGUCAAGAUCGGGGGUGUAAUCGGGUAUGACAACACCCUGUGGAGUGGGUCCGUGGUGGCGCCGCCUGAUGCUCCGUUGAGGAAGUACAUAAGGUACUACAGGGAUUUCGUUCUUGAGCUGAACAAAGCCCUAGCUGCUGAUCCAAGGAUCGAGAUCUGCAUGCUCCCAGUUGGUGAUGGUGUUACCCUAUGCCGCCGCAUCAACUAAUUUCCGCCCUGUCUUUUUCAUGGGUUCAUUAUAAGAGCCAAAUCAAACAAACCUUAAUCCUCAAAAUGUAUUAUUUCUUUCUUUUCUGUCUUUUUUUUUUUUUUUUUUUAAUUUGUUUUUCUUUUGUUUUGUUUUUUUGUUGAGAGCUGGAAUACUAUAUAAUGGCUGUCUUCCAUGUUAUAAAUAUUAUAAAAUUGCCCAAAUUGUUUCUACUU